UUUCCCUACAGACAAAAAUCUGAUGAUAGGCUAUGAAAGUUUUUGCUCCUCGGGACAGAGGAGGAUCGUCUUCCUCUCCCUGGGUCAAGUUGUUGCACAGAGAUUGUCUUAAUAGCUCAUUAUUGGCUCAGCGUCUUCCUACUGCACACUUUUCUUCUUUGACCACUGGAGGCUCCCAGCAGCUUAUGCGUCACUUCAUCUCUCAGUCGCUGAUCAUGGCGGAGCUACCGCUACAGCAUGAAGUGGAGCCUCAACUUCUCAACGGGAACGACUUGAACGAGGAAAGGGAAGACGCAGACGCCUCAGAAUCAGUAAAGAAAAAGAGAAGAAAGAAGAAGCGGAACAAGGCCACCGCACCAGCAGGGACAAAUGAGGCUGAGGGGGAUGGAGAAGCCGGAGGUAUCGGUGAUGUGACAAAACAGUUGGAGCAGCAAACACUGGAGGACAAAGAGAGGGAGGAGGAUGGAGAAGAAGAUGGGGAUGAGGGAGAUAACUCAGCUGGGAAAAAGAAGAAGAAAAAAAAAAAGAAGAAAGGAUUGAAGGGACAGACUGACCCUCCCUCAGUCCCUAUUUGUGAGCUCUAUCCCAGCGGAGACUUUCCAAAGGGAGAGGAGUGUGAAUACCCACCAUCGAAAGACGGGCGCAGUGCAGCGUGGCGGACCACCAGUGAAGAGAAGCGGGCGCUGGACAUGGCCAACGAGGAGAUGUGGAGUGAUUUCCGGCAGGCGGCCGAGGCACAUCGGCAAGUGCGCUCAUAUGUCAGGAGCUGGAUCAAACCAGGGAUGGCCAUGAUUGACAUCUGUGAGAAGCUGGAGGACUGCUCCAGGAGGCUCAUCAAAGAAAACGGGCUAAAGGCAGGCCUGGCCUUCCCAACCGGCUGCUCAAUCAACCACUGUGCUGCUCACUACACCCCAAACGCAGGAGACCCGACCGUGCUGCGCUAUGAUGAUGUCUGCAAAAUUGACUUUGGAACGCACAUCAACGGUCGAAUAAUAGACUGUGCCUUCACUGUCACUUUCAAUCCAAAGUAUGACAGGCUGCUGGAGGCUGUGAGAGAUGCAACUAACACCGGCAUUAAGUUUGCAGGAAUUGAUGUGCGCCUGUGCGAUGUUGGUGAGACCAUUCAGGAGGUCAUGGAGUCUUAUGAAGUGGAGAUAGAUGGGAAAACAUUUCAAGUGAAGCCAAUCAGGAAUCUCAAUGGCCACUCUAUUGGACAGUACAGGAUACACUCAGGGAAGACAGUUCCCAUUGUGAAAGGCGGAGAGGCCACGAGGAUGGAGGAAGGUGAAGCUUAUGCCAUAGAGACAUUUGGUAGCACAGGAAGAGGUGCAGUCCACGAUGACAUGGAGUGCUCACAUUACAUGAAGAAUUUCAAUGUUGGACAUGUACCUAUAAGACUUCCAAGGGCUAAACAUCUGCUGAAUGUGAUCAAUGAGAAUUUUGGCACUUUGGCAUUCUGCCGCCGCUGGCUGGACCGCCUGGGCGAGAGCAAGUACCUGAUGGCGUUGAAGAAUCUGUGUGACCUUGGCAUCAUAGACCCGUACCCACCACUCUGCGACAUCAAGGGCAGCUACACCGCCCAGUACGAGCACACCAUCCUACUCAGGCCUACCUGUAAGGAGGUAGUGAGCCGGGGAGAUGACUACUAAGCACGCGCCAAAUACUCAAGGCAAACCGGGAGGAGCAUGACAGCUCAGAGACCACAAACCUCUGCAGACUCAUAGCAAUUAUGCAAUAUUUCUCAGACCUAAAUUUUCAUGGCUUGAGUACCUUUAGGUAAUUAUUUUAGCAAGGGCAAAAGACUUGUGUCAUGGCAGUAGCUUAUUAGUGCUUUUUUUCCCAAAAGAUCAAGCCAAUAGACAAAGGACAUAUCUUUAAGAAAUGUAGUGUUGUUAUUUUAGUCAUAUUUUGAUGUGCUGCUUUUAAGAAUUAUGCAAAAGAAAUAUAUGCAAAAUAACAGGCGAACACUGCGCCUAAUACAGAUUUGCUUCAUUGCCUUGUUAAGACCUUGUGAGAGAAUUUCUAUAUUUCUUUGCUCCAUUUUAAUUUGAGGCAGUUUUAUAAGAAAUAAAUUGUUAUAAAUCUUG
This is a messenger RNA of Micropterus salmoides (largemouth bass), 2087 nucleotides long. Its product is annotated as methionine aminopeptidase 2-like. Gene Ontology annotation, molecular function: metalloaminopeptidase activity. The coding region runs from base 33 to 1649 and encodes 538 amino acids. NCBI's taxonomy places the organism in Eukaryota, Metazoa, Chordata, Actinopteri, Centrarchiformes, Centrarchidae. Gene Ontology annotation, biological process: proteolysis. The record is from RefSeq and is a predicted model, not a curated record. The transcript is spliced from 11 exons.